Messenger RNA from Helobdella robusta, 543 nucleotides. RefSeq lists its product as hypothetical. The record is from RefSeq and is a predicted model, not a curated record. Gene Ontology annotation, cellular component: preribosome, large subunit precursor; nucleus; nucleolus. Lineage: Eukaryota; Metazoa; Annelida; Clitellata; Rhynchobdellida; Glossiphoniidae. Gene Ontology annotation, biological process: ribosomal large subunit biogenesis; ribosome assembly. The transcript has 5 exons. The coding region runs from base 1 to 543 and encodes 180 amino acids. Gene Ontology annotation, molecular function: RNA binding.
AUGAGGCCCCUCACAGAUGAAGAGACAAAAAUUUUAUUUGAAAAAUUAUCAAAAUAUAUUGGAGACAACAUAGAGGUUCUCAUUAAUCGAUCCGAUGGUUUGUAUUGUUUUAGGUAUGCAAAGGGUAGAGUGCAUUAUGUGAGUGACUUCAUUAUGAAGAAAGCGGCCCACUUUCCUAAAGAAAACUUAGUCUCCUUCGGUACAUGCUUUGGAAAAUUUUCAAAAAAUAUGAAAUUUCGACUUCACAUUACAGCAUUGGAUUAUUUAGCUCCUUAUGCCAAACACAAAGUGUGGGUGAAGCCAGCUUUUGAACAUCGUUUUUUGUCCGGUGAACACAUUUUGAAGUCAGGGUUGGGAAGAAUGACAGAUAACACAUCUAAAUAUCAAGGCGUCAUUGUAUAUUCCAUGAGCGAUUUGCCGCUGGGAUUUGGUGCCACGGCGAAAUCAACUGCUGACUGUCGACACGCGGACGUCACUAAUAUUUUAGUGUACCAUCAAGCUGACAAUGGCGAAUAUCUUAGAAAUGAAGAAUCACUUAUUUGA